AUGCCCCCAGUGCAGCAGAUUCAGUAUGGUCAAGAACAGACCAACUUUCAAAAAUUUAAAAUGGGACUUAUGAUGGGCACCUGUGUCGGGGUAGUCACGGGUGUUCUCUUUGGUGGCUUUGCUGUCAUUACCCAAGGUCCUGGUCCUAAUGGUGCCAUGAGAACCAUUGGUCAAUAUAUUGCAGGAUCUGCAGGUACCUUUGGACUCUUUAUGUCCAUUGGUUCUGUCAUCAGAUCUGAGGAGCACGAAUUGCUGACGCCAAUGCAAAAGUUCCGAUUGAGACUUUUGGAGCAACGCUACAAAUGA
This is a messenger RNA of Komagataella phaffii GS115, 306 nucleotides long. Its product is annotated as Protein required for growth of cells lacking the mitochondrial genome. The coding region runs from base 1 to 306 and encodes 101 amino acids. Gene Ontology annotation, cellular component: TIM23 mitochondrial import inner membrane translocase complex. Lineage: Eukaryota; Fungi; Ascomycota; Pichiomycetes; Pichiales; Pichiaceae. The record is from RefSeq and is a predicted model, not a curated record. Gene Ontology annotation, biological process: protein insertion into mitochondrial inner membrane; protein import into mitochondrial matrix. The transcript has 2 exons.